This is a messenger RNA of Cannabis sativa, 744 nucleotides long. RefSeq lists its product as uncharacterized. The transcript has a single exon. Bases 1 to 744 code for a protein of 247 amino acids. Gene Ontology annotation, molecular function: nucleic acid binding; RNA-DNA hybrid ribonuclease activity. The record is from RefSeq and is a predicted model, not a curated record. NCBI's taxonomy places the organism in Eukaryota, Viridiplantae, Streptophyta, Magnoliopsida, Rosales, Cannabaceae.
AUGCAGCAACAACACAGUUUUCUGGACUGGUGUAUAAGCAGUUUUCAGAGAAUGGAAAAGGAGGAUCGGGAGUUGCUGGUGGCUGUUGCUUGGGCAAUUUGGAAUGCAAGAAAUGACCGUGUAUGGCAAAAUAAGAUUAAGACAGUGGAAAACAUUGUUAUGUCAGCAAAAUGUUACCUUUCACAAUGGAAACAUGCUCAUUCUUCUGGUUUAGAGCUCUUGUCUGCUGGUUUGAACCAAGGCGACGGAGCCGAGCAUUGGGUGCCUCCAAUUGAAAAUAAUGUAAAGGUUAACGUUGACGCAGCGAUCUUUGAAGCUUCUCGACAGUUUGGUGUUGGUUGGGUAGCAAGAGAUGCUCGGGGGCUUCUCAUCCAUGGCCAUACAAAAUUAUUCAAUGUUCAAGCUACACCAGAAUUGGCUGAGGCUGUAGGAAUUCGGGAGGCGUUAAGCUGGAUAAAAUCUAGUGGAUUGCAGCAAGUGGUUCUCGAGACGGACUGUUUAUCAAUUGUCCAAGCCUUAAGAAGUUCAAUUGUUAUGAUUUCCACGUUUGGUCAAGUGGUUAACGAGUGUAAGGCUUUACUUAAUGAUUUAAGAACUAUUUCUAUUUAUUUUAUUCAUCGAUCAGCAAAUACGGUGGCUCAUGAGUUAGCUCGAGCCUCUGUAUCCUUCCCUGAUUGUAAUUUCAGUUUGGACUCCGUUCCAACUGUUUUGUUACAUGUUUUGGUGACUAAUAUGAUUAUCUAA